AUGCGCGUUAUCAGCUGUUUAUUUUCGCUUUGGAUUUCAAUUGUAUUUAUUUGUACACCUGUGGAAGGUGUGAAAUCAUACCUUUUUAAGACAUGCGAGCAGUCAGGCUUUUGUUCCAGGAACAGACAUCUAGCAGGUGAGAUAGCCAAGGCUGGAGGUGAAUACCAGCCUAGAUACUCAGUGAACAUAGAAUCCAUACUUGCUCACGAUAACGGUACAGUUUCGGGGCUGAUAGAGAAGUCCUUGAAUGAUGGGUCUGUUGUUGGACUGCCGUUCACCAUUAGUGUUCUGGAGGACAGCAACCUGAGACUGACGAUUGACGAGGCCCGGAGGCUUGUGGGCGGUCUUGGGGUUUCUAAUGGGAAAUUGAAGACGAGGAGAUACAAUGAGGCUGCUGACUGGGCAUUGCAAGAUGGGAAACCUCGAAUUGCCGAGAAAGGUGCUGUUGAGGUGAAGACGUCAUCUGACAGUCUCCAGUUGAAAUAUGGCGAGUAUGAAACAUCAGUACAGUACUAUCCCUUCAAAGUUGCUGUAAAAUACAAAGGAGAGACUCAAUUGAUUUUGAACCACGAUAACCUACUGAACAUCGAACAUUUCAGGACGAAAGAGGAACAAACGGCCGAGGAUUCCAUCCAUGUCUCUCCAGAAGAAUCUACUUUUGACAGCUUUCAGGACAGCUUCAAGGACAGCAAGAAGGACAAACUACCGUUCGGACCAGAAUCAGUGUCUGUGGAUGUAUCAUUCGUGGGAUAUGACCAUGUUUAUGGCAUUCCAGAGCAUGCCGACUCUCUCGAACUAAAAGAUACCGUUGGUGCCGAGCCUUACAGGCUGUACAAUGUGGACAUUUUCGAGUAUGAGAUCAAUAGCAGAUUGCCAAUGUACGGAGCCAUUCCUUUCAUGUUUGGUGUCAAGCCCGGAUUUGCAAGUGGUGUCUUUUGGAUGAACAGUGCUGAUACUUAUGUUGACAUUGAGAGAGUAAAGCAUGGAGAAUCUACGUUAACUACAGAGAAGAGAACCACUUCUCAUUGGAUGUCGGAAUCUGGAGUUUUGGAUGUGGUAUUUUUCGUGAAAGAAUCACCACAGGAACUGUCUACCUCUUAUGGGUCCCUCACCGGUUUUGUCCAAUUACCCAACCUGUUCUCAUUAGGAUAUCACCAAUGCAGGUGGAAUUAUAACGACGAGUCCGACGUUUUGCAAGUCCACAAUAACAUGGACAAGUACGGAAUCCCAUAUGACACGAUCUGGCUAGACAUUGAAUAUACCGAGGAGAAAAAGUACUUCACCUGGAAGAAAGAGCUGUUCCCGGAUCCCGACAGGAUGCUCUCUGUUCUCGAUGAAACUGGUCGUUACAUGGUGGUGAUUAUUGAUCCACAUCUCAAGGUCAAUUACGAGGUCAGCGAUUAUGUUGUCAAGCACAGCUUGGGAGUUCGCGAUUCUGACUGCAAAAAGACCUACCACGGCCACUGUUGGCCUGGUGAAAGUGUCUGGAUUGACACACUUGACCCUGAGGCCAGUCAAUACUGGUCCGAGUUGUAUGUGAAUGGCUCAAGGCUGAUGGGAAACUCACAGAACUUGCACAUAUGGAAUGACAUGAACGAGCCAUCGGUGUUCAACGGACCUGAGACCUCUGCUCCGAAAGACUUGGUCCAUUUCCAGAACUGGGAGCACAGAUCUGUUCACAAUCUUUAUGGAAUGACUUUUCAUGAGGCUACAUAUGACGCUUUGAAGACAAGAUUCUACAACCAGCGCCCAUUCAUUUUAACGAGAUCGUUCUUUUCUGGUUCUCAGCGGACGGCAGCCAUGUGGACAGGAGACAACAUGGCCAAAUGGGAAUACCUUAGAGGCUCCAUUCCAAUGGUGCUCACCCUCAACGUUGUUGGAAUGCCAUUUGCAGGAGCAGAUGUAGGCGGAUUUUUUGGAGAUCCAAGCAAAGAGUUGUUGGUUAGGUGGUACCAGACAGGUAUAUGGUACCCCUUCUUCAGAGCACACGCUCACAUCGACUCUAGAAGGCGAGAGCCUUGGAUUGCAGGCGAACCAUACACGUCUAUAAUGAGAGAUGCAGUUAGACUGAGAUACGCUCUUUUGCCUGUUUUCUAUACUGCUUUCCAAGAGAGUCAUACUGUGGGGACACCAGUGAUGAGGCCAGUAUUUUAUGAGACGCCUAACAACGUUGCGUCCUACGGUAUUGAGGAUGAGUUUUUCGUGGGGAACUCUGGUCUUCUGGUAAAACCUGUGGUGGAUGAGGGUGCAACAUCCGUCGAUGUGUAUCUUCCAGAUGAUGAGCUCUAUUACGACUUCCAGACCUUCAUUGCGCUCCAUGGACAAGGCUUCCAUACGGUGGAAGCACCGCUCGAGAAGAUCCCCGUCUUCAUCAAAGGUGGUCAUGUGGUUGCCAUGAAGCAGAGAUACAGAAGAUCCUCGAAGCUGAUGAAAUACGACCCAUACACUCUGGUAAUUGCUCUCAGCUCAAAAGGUUCGGCUUCAGGAAAACUAUACAUUGACGACGGUGAGACUUUCGACAACGAGCUGGGAGAUUUCGUUAAUGUCGCGUUCACCUUCGAUGGCAGAAAGCUGUCGUCUUCGGUUACGGGAGGUCUCGACCAGCCCUUUGUGCAAUCGCUCGCUAGAGUGACGGUGGAAAGGAUUAUCUUCAUUGGAGAUCUGAAGCCAAGCAAGGAAAUCAAAGUCUCGCAAGGAGGAGAACAAUGGGUUGCACAGUACGAGUCUUCGGAGGGAGCAAUCACUAUUAAGAACCCCCAGGUGAAAAUCAACAGCGAUUGGACGGUUUCUGUUUAA
Kuraishia capsulata CBS 1993 is the source of this 2796-nucleotide messenger RNA. RefSeq lists its product as uncharacterized. The coding region runs from base 1 to 2796 and encodes 931 amino acids. Gene Ontology annotation, cellular component: glucosidase II complex. Gene Ontology annotation, biological process: N-glycan processing; carbohydrate metabolic process. Lineage: Eukaryota; Fungi; Ascomycota; Pichiomycetes; Pichiales; Pichiaceae. The record is from RefSeq and is a predicted model, not a curated record. Gene Ontology annotation, molecular function: alpha-glucosidase activity; carbohydrate binding. The transcript has a single exon.